This is a messenger RNA of Sphenostylis stenocarpa, 519 nucleotides long. The record is from the annotation of a GenBank genome assembly. Lineage: Eukaryota; Viridiplantae; Streptophyta; Magnoliopsida; Fabales; Fabaceae.
AUGUCCAUGGAUCCUUCUAAGAAACCUAACAAGAUCAGAGAAAUUGUGAGGCUUCAACAGCUUCUUAAGAGAUGGAGAAGGGUGGCAAACUCUUCAAAAACAAGCAGAAGUAACAACAACAGCAACAGCAACACCAGCAGAAGCAUCAAAUUUCUCAAAAGAACACUUUCUCUGUCUGAACGUGAGGGAGGAGGAUCGGGCAGUGUUGUUCCCAAGGGCUACGUUGCUGUUUGUGUUGGUGUGGACCUUAGCAGAUUCGUUAUACCAACCGAGUAUUUGGGUCACCAAGCCUUUCACAUGCUACUCAGAGAAGCCGAGGAAGAGUUUGGGUUUGAACAAACUGGGGUUCUCAGAAUUCCUUGUGAAGUGUCCUUGUUCGAGAGUAUCUUGAAGAUAGUGGAGAGAAAGGACAAGUUUUUCACUCAGAAAUGCAGAUUUAGCAUCGAGAAAAUGAUGGGAUACUGCUCCUCCAACCACCUUGCUUAUUCUCAUCAACCUCAAAGUCCAAUGUGCAGAUAG